AUGGAACUUCUGACUUUCCUCAUCGACCUCCUCGGCGUUGAAUUGCAAGCUACCUCCUACAUCAUUCCGGAAAAUCCAUGCCCAGACCAGGUUCCAAUUACUCAGUCUGACCGCUUCGCACUAAAAGCUAACCCUGCAGUUCCAACCGACGAGAAAGAUCGGGAGAGAUGCGUAUGGUGGAAGGCCAAUAAACGGGCAUAUGGAAUUCUCGGUCAACUGUUCCACCGCUUUGUAAAUCCCUCUCAGCUCCCGUCACCAAUACAGAACGAGUAUGGUGUAUUUGCAGAGCACUUUGUGACUGCCUUCGCUCCCGAAAUCUUUAAGGUGUACCUCCACCAGGUCGAGUCGAGCUAUAUGUUUCACGCAGCUGUGCAUUAA
This is a messenger RNA of Suillus subalutaceus, 378 nucleotides long. RefSeq lists its product as uncharacterized. The coding region runs from base 1 to 378 and encodes 125 amino acids. Lineage: Eukaryota; Fungi; Basidiomycota; Agaricomycetes; Boletales; Suillaceae. The record is from RefSeq and is a predicted model, not a curated record. The transcript is spliced from 3 exons.